Cicer arietinum (chickpea) is the source of this 1422-nucleotide messenger RNA. RefSeq names its product peroxisome biogenesis protein 22. Lineage: Eukaryota; Viridiplantae; Streptophyta; Magnoliopsida; Fabales; Fabaceae. The record is from RefSeq and is a predicted model, not a curated record. Gene Ontology annotation, biological process: peroxisome organization.
CGGCAAUUAAAAAGGAACAGAGUUUUAUAAGAUAAUAAUGAUAAUAAUAAUAAUAAUAAUACGAUGAUAGUGGUAAAUUCGAACAAAACUGGAAGCUCUGACGACAGCUCAUAGCAGUGGUUGACGGCAAACGGAGACAGAACACAACAAAACAUAACAACAUUAUAACUGUUUCUUCUUCUUUUCUCUUUUUCUUUGUUCUUGUCUUUCAAUUCCCUAUUUUCCAAAUUCCGGUGAGGCCAGCGGUGAAAUCAUGGCCGCUUCUGGUGGUGAUGAUGAUGCCUCCAAACAAGACCUCUUUCACAUCAUCAAACGCUUUGGAGCUUACGUUACUUUCAAGAUCGGAGAUCUCUUCUCUCUCUCCUUCCACAACCUUGAUAUACGCACUAUUGGGGCGGUUGCUGGUCUUGCUGUUGCAAUUGUUUUCACUUGGAGGCUGUUGAGAUCUCCUGCUGGUUCUCAAAGGAGGCAACAAAAACGGCAAGGUGCUGCGUCGAGUAAUCCUGGAGUUAGCACACAUUCAAAUGCAUCGGUUGUUCCUUCAGAUGCUUGUUUACCUUCGGAUGAAUCAAGGGCGCAAAAUGUUGUGGAUGAGUUCUUUCAGCCAGUCAAGCCAACCUUGGGGCAGAUAGUGAGGCAGAGGUUGAGUGAAGGAAGAAAGGUAACAUGUCGUCUUCUUGGAGUGAUCCUUGAGGAAAGUAGUCCAGAGGAGCUUCAGAACCAAGCAACUGUGAGAUCCUCUGUGCUCGAAGUACUGUUGGAAAUAACAAAGUUCUGUGAUUUAUAUCUCAUGGAACGGGUUCUGGAUGACGAAAGCGAGAAAAGAGUUCUUGUAGCGUUGGAAGAAGCAGGGGUAUUCACUUCAGGUGGUUUGGUCAAGGACAAGGUUCUAUUCAGCAGCACUGAGAAUGGACGAUCCUCAUUUGUUCGGCAAUUGGAACCAGAUUGGCAUAUCGACACAAAUUCUGAAAUCGUCUCUCAGUUAGCUAGGUUUAUCAAGUAUCAGCUCCACAUAUCGCCUUAUAAAACAGAACGAACCGCUGCUAAUGUGUUCAGUGCUCCAUCCUUGGAACUUUUCUUUGGAUCCAUAUGAAAACCAAAAACACUGCUCUAAUCAGAUGUUAUUAUUCAUAAAAAUGUCUAUUAGUUUGGUUUCUGUCUGCAUGUUGGAAUUAACCUUCACCAUACGUUUUUUUCCCAGCUUUUCUAGAUGGAUGAGAAAACUAGGUUAGAUUUUUCUUCAAGCUUUGAUGGUUUCUCACCCUAGUUUGGUGAAAAACCCUUCUGUGCAUGUGUAUGAUGCUUUGAGGAAGAAGUUAUAUUGUUUUCUUUAUUUACCUUUUGUUUGAAAUUUGUGCAUUAGAUUAUCCAGACAUUUUGAACUGACAAGGUAGCAAUUUAUAUUAGAUGUUGUUUGUAUUC